AGCACCGAGCACACCGAGCAGCAGCAGCAGCAGCAGCAGAAGCGGCGGAGGAGCGUUAAAACACCGAGUCCCAGGCAGGGACAGACACACCGACAGGGUUCGACACCGUCCCCCCCUGUCUCGAACAACACACCGCGGCUGGAUACCACCGACUAAAAGGAAGGGGAAAAAAGCUUUUAUUUUUUAAAGCCCACCGUUCGCCCACCCCCCCUCCUCUCUUUUAACGUUAACCGGGAACUUUGCUCCUCAGAGCGGCACUUACCGGAGCCGGUGUGUAGAGAAGAGCAUCAACUUAACUCACUCUCAAAGCUCGGUUUAAGCUAACUUCACGAACUUAUCUUUAGCUUUUUUUUUUCUUGUUUCUGUGUGAGGGACUCGUUACGAACCUUUCUGUUAUUUUUUUGAACAGUUAGCUUAGUUUUAGUGGCUCCUGACGAACACAGAGGACGGACAGACAUAAAGAACAGGCGGAGAAGUGGAUGUAUUUUCAGCCAUGGAUGUAACCGUUUACCCGCCUCCUCCUCAGUCUCUGGCCGCCUCGGACCACACCAGGCUGGGGCAGCUCUCCUACCCUGACCCGGCCUUCGGAACCAGCAAGCUGGAUGGGGACACCAUGUUCCUGGGUAUGCCAGAAGCAGGCCUUGACUUCGCUUCAACCAGUCAGUUUCGUGUGCCACAGCCCCCUCACCCUCUCAGCAAGGUGACGCCACCCAACCCACCCUCACAGCACUGGAGGAGGGACGCACACAUGGCCGACACACACCGCCUGCCCUGGUCAUACCAAGUGGGUGGUUUGGGCGACGACGACUUCAACAUCCCACCCAUCACGCCCCCGACCCUGCCAGACCACAUGUUGCCCCAGCGCCUCCCCCAUGACUCCUCUUCUGGACCGUACCACCCUAUGGACCCCCCCUCCAGCUCAGCUCCGCACCACCCCUACCAGCUGCAGGGCAUGGAUCUGCCCGGCAUGGCCGGUGGCCAGGAUGGAGGCGCGAUGUUGAGCCAAGAUGGUGGCACGUUCAGCCCGGACGGAGGCCCAAUGACCAGCACUCUAUCUGUGAUGCAGCAGAUGGUGAACUCGGAUUCUCGGUUUACCAGCAGCCAACAGCCAAUUGAAGCAGCACUUGGACCCAGGAGCCAAUCAGGCAUGAACCAACAAAACCAAUUAUCCACCAUCAACCAAUCCCAGCUGGGGCUGAGCGGGAACUCUGUUACCCAUAAUUCCCCCUCACCUCCUGGAAGUAAAUCCGCCACACCGUCUCCCUCCAGUUCCGCACACGAGGACGACAACGAUGAUGGACUCAGGGGAGAGAAACGUCCAGCAACAGUGGACAUCUCCAAGAAACCCAAAACGCCAAAGAAGAAAAAACGAAAGGACCCCAAUGAGCCAGUGAAGCCAGUGUCUGCCUACGCUUUGUUCUUCAGGGACACCCAAGCCAACAUCAAGGCCCAGAACCCCAACGCCACCUUUGGAGAGGUGUCAAAGAUCGUGGCUUCAAUGUGGGACGGCCUGGGAGAAGAGCAGAAACAGGUGUACAAGAAGAAGACAGAGACUGCUAAGAAGGAGUAUCUGAAACAACUGGCUGCCUACAGAGCUAGUCUGGUCUCACAGAGUUACAAUGACCCAUCUGACAUGAAGCCACCCCACUCUUCCUCCUCAUCCUCCUCUUCUACCUCAAUGUUUACACCCAAACCUUCAGUCUACCCCGGUCACCCAGGCCAGCACCCUUCCUCCAGCUCACUUGCCCACCCUCACCCUCUCCAGUCCCAUCAGCACCCAGGCAUGUACAUGCCCUACCCUCACCCAUCACACCCUUCCCACGCCUCCAGCCCCGGCCUCGGGCCCCACCUACCCCCUCCUCAUCCCCAAAUCCAUCCCCAGCUCCAGGCUCUGUCCUCCAGAGGGACCGUGCCACGGGCCAGUGUCCCCCACCAGGGAGCCCUGUCCCUCGGCAAUGUGGCGGCGGCAUCUACCCCUCCUCUCCAGGUCAGCCCUCCUCUCCACAGCCAGGCACACCUGGGAGGCCUGCACAGUCCACACCAUCAGCACCAGCAGCUCAGUGGACACCCACUGGGAAUGACACACUCCCCUGCCAUCACACAGGCCUACCCUCAAUCCCUGCAGUCUGACUACCAGCCAAUGGGAGGAGGCAUGCUGAAUAGUGGACCAGUGAUGUCAUCAUCAGUGGACUACCACCAGCUGGGUCGACAUACACCAAACCACCACCCCUCUCUGGACUGGAGCACUGAUUAUCAUGGCAACGGAAGUCUUCAGAGAGACAAACCUCUGUAUCUGAGCUAAUCUCAGGACCAAGCGACACCAAACGUCUACACUUCUACUGCCACACCAUGAAACCUCCAGCCUCAUCUCUCCAUGAAGACCAGCCUGGUCCAACCUGAACCCCACUGAGAGAGCUGACUGCCAAUGACAAACGGACUCACAGUGGACGUACAGACCACCCACAACUGAACCAAACCUGAGUUCAGCACUUAAAACAAAAAAAACCCCAAGCAGUAGAAUCAUUUCUGUGUAUUACUACUAUCUCUUUAAGGUACAACAGUGUUAAGAGCUGACAAGAGCAUCUGUUAUUUGCUGUAUCUUUUCUACUGAUCAUUUACUGCAUAUUGCUACCGUUGGAACUGAAAAUGCGUGUACCAGUGAGGAGAGGUAAUGCUGAUAGGUGUAUAUACUCCAACCUCUGUCUGCUCUGAAACAACAUCACGUCUAGUUUCUCAUUUUGCAAGAAUGGUGUCUAGCACCAGUUUCAGAAGGCUCUGAGGAGCUCGUGUAAAUUGCUGUAACAUAACUGUUUAAGUUGUCAGUUUAAACCCGACUGAUUUGUUUUUCUUUGACUUCAUAGUUGCCGUGUUUUUCUACAGCCAAAACCGGAAGAACACAGCAAAAACACAAGAUGUUAAUAACCAAAUACUACACAAAUUGUGUUUCCCCCUCCGGCUCUUUAAUUACAAGAGUCUUCGAUUUGAUGAAGUGCGGACUGAGGAGACAGAAAAUGUCCGGCGAUUCUGAGAGUUCAACAAAAAUGAUGACUGAAUUCAGGCUGCUUUAUUUAGCUAAAGACAAAUAAGAGAAAGGUGUGGAACAGCGCGAGAAGCUGUCUGUUGCCUGUUUAGGCAGGCGGCAACUGUGAAUAAUUGUGUACGAUUAAAGAAUUUUCAUUGUUCUCUUAAGGAAGUCCGAUGUAUUUUAGUCCUUGAAAUAAUGAAAAUGUCAAACAGCUGUUUGUUGGAGAAAAAAAAAGAAAAAAAGAAACAAAAAUACUCCUUUGUAUGAUGACAGCUCCUCCUCCUGGCAUAUGUCUGUUGAUAAUAUUGAUUUGGAUCCAAACUGUGUGUGAGUGUGUGAAGUGUUAAUGAGGAAGCAGAGUGGUUGAUUGGGUUGCAUGGUCUCUUUUGUCAUCUCUUUUUCUCUGUGCACAGAGGCUAUUUAAGAAACUAUAACUGUUGCUGGGUUGGCUGUGUUUAAUGUUGUUUUUUUUUUUGUUUUGUUUUGUUUUUUUUAAUCAAAUAAAGUUUUGUUUUAGUGUUAAUGAUAAUGAUGAUGAGAGACGUAUCUCUCUCGCUCUGUAUCUCUUUGUAUUAAUGUGGUUUUUUUUUGGCAGAUGAAAGGACUCUGGGCAACAACAACCAUGAAGAUUUUCUUAUUUUUAGAUUCUAAUAAUGUGUUUGAGAAUAAAGUCAGCGCUGCAUUGAUGUGCAGUCAUUACUCCAAAA
This is a messenger RNA of Stegastes partitus (bicolor damselfish), 3732 nucleotides long. RefSeq names its product thymocyte selection-associated high mobility group box (gene tox). The record is from RefSeq and is a predicted model, not a curated record. Gene Ontology annotation, cellular component: nucleus. The coding region runs from base 494 to 2302 and encodes 602 amino acids. Gene Ontology annotation, biological process: leukocyte differentiation; regulation of transcription by RNA polymerase II. Gene Ontology annotation, molecular function: chromatin DNA binding. The transcript is spliced from 10 exons. Lineage: Eukaryota; Metazoa; Chordata; Actinopteri; Pomacentridae.